Messenger RNA from Chenopodium quinoa (quinoa), 2837 nucleotides. Its product is annotated as putative pentatricopeptide repeat-containing protein At1g31840. The record is from RefSeq and is a predicted model, not a curated record. NCBI's taxonomy places the organism in Eukaryota, Viridiplantae, Streptophyta, Magnoliopsida, Caryophyllales, Amaranthaceae. The transcript has a single exon. Gene Ontology annotation, molecular function: protein binding. The coding region runs from base 70 to 2541 and encodes 823 amino acids.
AAGUGCUGGUAUAACAGUAUAUGGAGCUUGAUUUGGUCUGUUUCUCACACUCUUCAGAAACUUCAAAUAAUGCUUUUCCCUCCAUUGAACCUUCUAAGACCUUACCGCAUUUCAUCUCUCUCUUCUUCAUUGUUAUCAAAAUCUCUCAUCACUCGCACUUUUUUUGUGUUGCAAGGCAACAACUUUAAACCCUUUCAAAACCGUAAUUUUUCCUCUGAACAUCGACCCACCAUUGUUGAUCAAGUCCUUUUCUCUCUGCGCUCAGAACCCAGUUCAGCAAUUAGGCUCUUUGAAUGGUCUGAGAAGGUUUUAGGGUCUAAUCAUUCCCUGCAUUCGUACUGUUGCAUUACCCAUAUUUUGCUAUUUCAUCGCUUGUUUUGUGAUGCCCACCAAGUGUUCGAUAAAAUGCUUGAGAGAUUUGGGGACUUGGAUGUGUUUGAGGUACUUCAUGAGGGUUUUAAGACAUAUGGGACUAAUCCUAACACAGUUUGUAGUUUCUUGCUUGCUGGGUAUUUUCGAAAUUGUAGAUUUGAUGAGGGUAUUAGUGUUUUCUUGCAAUUGUCGAAGAUGGGAAUUGAUGUUGCUCCUUAUGCAUUAAGAACUAUGCUUGAUUCGUUAGUUGCCUCGCGUUGCGUUGAUGGGAUUACUAAUAUACUUGAAGAAUUGUGUGAGCAGUCGGCAAAAAAAUUGAAACAAGGGUUCAAUGUGUAUGAGUUUGUCAUGAGAAAUUUUAUUAGUAAUCAUCUUUUUGAAACAGCAUUGAACUUUCAUCGGAAGAUGAUUGAUAGGGGCUUUCUGCCAAAUAUUGUUGACUGUAACAAGGUACUGAAGAUGCUUUGUAAAGAAGGUUCUGUUGAAGCUGCAUCAAAGUUCUUUUAUACAAUGCUAGAAAUUGGUCCAAGUCCAAACCUGGUUACAUUUAGCACCUUGAUUGACUCAUACUGCAAGAAAAGGAAUUUGGAGGGGGCGUUUAUGCUUUACAAUUUGAUGCUGCAGAGAGGUCUAUCCCCGGACUUAGUUGUAUAUAGUGUUAUUAUUGAUGGCCUUCUAAAGAAUGAGAGGGUAGAAGAAGGCCAUCGCUUUUUGACUGAGGCUUUAGAAAAGAAUCAAAAGUUGGAUGCUGUCAUUUUUGGCUCAAUCAUGGAUUCAUAUGUGAGAGUAGGAGAUCUAGGGAAAGUAAUUGAAGUGUAUAGAAGAAUGUUUAGGGAAGGAAUCUCGCCUAGCAUAGUUACCAAUGGCAUUCUCAUAAAAGGGUUAUGCCAAGCUGGCUGUGUUCGUGAGGCUACUGGGGUCUUUGGUGAUUAUGUGAAACGUGGUUUGGAGCCUUCUAAUUUGGCCUAUAGUAAUCUUAUUGAUGGAUUCUGUAAAUUGGGAGAUCUGAAAGAGGCAUUUAUAUGGUACAGAAAGAUGUUGGUGGCUGGCCAUGUACCAGAUCUUGUCGUAUAUGCAGUACUUAUCAAUGGGCUUAGCAAACAAGGUUAUUUGAAUGAAGCUCUUCAGUUCUUCUGUCAGGCCUCAAAGAAGGGUAUACAGCCUAAUGUAUAUGUAUAUAACUCUUUGCUAGAUGGUUAUUGUAGAUUGAACCAAAUGAGGGAUAUGAUGAAGGUAUAUAGUCUAAUAUCAAUGAGGAACAUAAUUCCUGAUUCCGUAACUCAGACUUUGCUUCUGAAAGCACUGAUUGCUCAAGAGAGAAAUGUCGAGGCUCUGAUUCUCUUUUUCCAAAUGGUUAAGAUAGAUGCCCCGGAUGCCAUUGCAUAUUGCACACUGAUUCAUGGCUUCUGUGAGCAGAAAAACUUGAAGGCUGCCUUAAAUCUUCAUCAGCUUAUGAAACAGACUAGGGUGAGUCCUGAUAUUGCCAUUUACAAUGUUCUUAUAAGAGGUCUCUUCAAUGUUGACCGGGUUGACGAUGUGAAUAAUCUCUUUCGGAAACUUGCUGCUCAUGGGCCAGAACCCAAUAUUGUGACAUAUAACACUAUGAUUUGUGGUUACUGCACUUCAGAGAAGUUGGACGAGGCAAUGCAGCUAUAUGAAAGCCUAGUAGAUGGACCCAUCAGAGGCACUGUUAUCACUCAUAGUAUUCUGAUUGACGCUCUCUGUAAAAGGGGUAGAGUAAACGAGGCAAUGCUGAUCUUCAGAAGAAUGCUAAAUGAAGGCUUGAAGCCUACUGUCGUGACAUACAGUUGCUUAGCUGAUGGCUACUUCAAAUUUUGUGGCUUGGACAGUGCCUUUGAAUUAUUUGAAGAAAUGUCUAAGAACAAAAUAGACCCCAAUAUUGUCAGUUUUAGUAUCAUAAUGGAUGGCCUGUGCAAAAGAGGACUGAUUGAAGAGGCUUUAAGUACUUUCGAUGCUGCUGUUUAUAGGCGUUUAUUACCUGAUGUUGUGGCUUACAGUAUAGUUAUUCAUGGCUGUUGCAGAGUCGGGAGACUAACAGAAGCCAGAAUUAUGUAUGAAAAGAUGUUGGCGAAGGGUGUAGUUCCGGAUCAAGUUCUAGAUAGAAUAAUAGUAGAGUAUAAUCUCUUGGGUGAGUUGGGUCUGAGUUAAUUAACUUCAAAACUAAGUUUGUCAUGUCCAUUGUGGAGGCAAUUUGUGCAUCUGGGAUUCUGGGAUCUAUAGAACAAAUUUGGUAUCGUUUAUCUUGUUGUACACUGAACUGAUGUAUAGGAUGACAACAAAUUUAUGAAAAUUACAUAUUUGAAAAUAUGACUACGUUUAUCCUUAUUAAAAAUCACGAUAAAUAGUCUAAGGGGGAUUGUGAUGUGUAAUUAUUGUAAAAUAGUCGAAUGUUACACUUCAUUCAUUGGCAUUAUAUCACCGUGUAUGUUAUGUUUUGGACUUCA